AUGAGCAACGAUUCUCUCAAGCAGCUUGCAAGAUAUCACCCAAAUCAUCCAGAACCAAAGAUAGUUGCUAAAUUCUUCGGAUUUAUCAAGGAUGCGAAUUAUGUUGAUCCUGAUCCAGUCGAUCAUCAAAACUGGAGAAAUGAAGAAGAAAUGAAGGAAGCAGCUUAUGCUGAUGAGCUAAAAACUCUUGAGGAGUUCAAAACCACCCCAAAUGAUUGGUUUGUCAAAGAAACGAGGAGGAGAGGCAAGAAAGUUACACCUAAAUCACAGGAGGGUGAGGGGUCUUCAUCGCAACCGAAGAAGAAACAAAAGAAAGUGGCUAAGACGUUAUUGAUUGAUGAACCGGAGGUUGAAGAGCCGGUGGUUACUGCGGAAGAAGAUCCGUAUGCUGAUAUUGAUCAAGUGAUGCUUAAUGUUGAUGAUUUAGUGUCUGAGCAAGCAGUUAAUGUGGAAGCUGAGAAAGAGAAGGUUCUUGAUGACGUUGAAGGUGAUGAUGUCAAUAAAAGUACAACAAGCUCUUCGAGUUCUUCAGAUGAGGAAAUAGAUGAGAAUGAACGUCUAAGAAGAAUUCAAGAAGCUACAGAGAAAGAAAAGCAGUUAAGGAAAAUGAAGAGACAGGAGAAAGAUGAUUCUGCAUAUGUUCUAUCUCCAGAGCACCCUUCACCACCAAAACAACCAACACCUCCCAGACAGCCUUCACCAUUACAUCUUUCACCACUACAUCUCUCACCACCACAACAACAAACCUUGCUCACAUCCCAAGAAAUAUUUCAAACACCACCACUCACUCAAAUUCAACUAACUCCAGGUUCUUCUGCCCACAAGGGUCUUCAUAUUCCUCCGGAUAAUCUUGAAGAUAUUGGAGAUUUUAGCUUUGCAAACGAUGAACAGGUAAAGAAGUUAGAAAAGAAUAUGGAUGACGUGUUGAAUGAAAACAAAGUAGUUGCAGCAGAAAGCAAGAAAGUUGUUGAACGUGAAAAGAUUCUUGAAAUGCGCGUGAAGAAAUUAGAGUCUGACAACAAGGCAUUGUUAAAGAAGAUUGAUACUGAUCAAACUGAGAUUGAUUUCCUGAAGGUGCGAGUGGUUGAACUUGAAGAAGAAAAGGCUCGCAGAGAUGAGCAGAACAAGUAUUUCGAGAUGAAAAACAAAGAGCUUGAGGCUGCAAAGGCAUUUAAAGAGCAUGAGUUCUACAUGUUGAUAAAGUAG
Molecule: messenger RNA, 1206 nt
Organism: Helianthus annuus (common sunflower)
Lineage: Eukaryota; Viridiplantae; Streptophyta; Magnoliopsida; Asterales; Asteraceae
Product: altered inheritance of mitochondria protein 21-like
Exons: 2
Coding region: 1-1206 (401 amino acids)
Source: RefSeq, a predicted model, not a curated record